AUUGACUCAAGACAAGCUUUUCUUCAUUAACUUCUUAUAUUCAUAUCUCUCUUUCUUUCUCAAUCAUCAUGAUGAAACAGUAUUUGUCCAAGGCCACCGAGUUCAUGAAGGCUCCUAUGAGCAAAGGUUGCGCUCUUGGUUCAGCGGCCGCCGUAUAUGUGGCAACGAAGCGUGACCUUCUCAUGGAGUUAGCUACAAAGAAGAAGAUGGAGACCCCUAAGGAAGAAGAAGUUAAGGUGGAGAAGAAGGAGUUGAACGUGGNGUGGCAACGAAGCGUGACCUUCUCAUGGAGUUAG
Messenger RNA from Camelina sativa (false flax), 296 nucleotides. RefSeq lists its product as uncharacterized. Lineage: Eukaryota; Viridiplantae; Streptophyta; Magnoliopsida; Brassicales; Brassicaceae. The record is from RefSeq and is a predicted model, not a curated record.